AUGGCUCUACUGGGAAAACAGCUAUGGAGGAUUCAGACGAGACCAGAUCUUCUAAUGAGCAGAAUAAUGAAGGCAAGAUAUUUUCUUGGGAAGUCUAUUUGGGAGGCACAGCAGAGAGGGAAGGAUUCUUGGUGCUGGAAGAGUUUACUGAGUGCUAAAGGUUUACUGGAAGAGGGGAUGAGAAUAAGGGUGGGGGAUGGUGCAACAAUUAAAAUUUGGGAAGAUAGAUGGCUGCCUGCUUCUGAGGAUGGGAGAAUAAGAUCCCAGAGGAAGCCAGGUAGUAAUAUUCAAAGGGAAUUUGAGGAAACUGACAGAAUUCAUAUAGCAAGGAUACCUUUAAGCCUGGGGAAGGAGCAAGAUAGGGUAUAUUGGGCAAAAACUAAUUCUGGUGCUUAUACUGUCCAGUCUGGUUACAAACAAGCAAAAGAGAUGAAGAAAGGGAAUGGCUACUGCAAAGAAGUGCUAGAAUCAAGUAGUCAUGGGAGACAUAAGUCUCAGUGCUGGAACUUACUUUGGAAGAUGAACAUGAAGAACAAGCUCAAACACUUCAUUUGGAAGUGUCUACAGGGAAUCGUACCGACAAAUGCUGUGAUAAGGGGGAAAUGUGAUAAAGGUGAUCCUAUUUGUAGGUGCUGUGGUGAGCAAGCUGAGACACUAGAACAUAUGUUUUUUACAUGUAGCUUAGCUAAAGCAAUAUGGAAAGUUGCUCCACUGAGUUGGGAUGGAUUGGAGGUUUUUACCAACAGCUUCUGGCAUUGGUGGGAAGAACUUAGAGGGGCUAUGGGUAGGGAGAGUGGAAGAGACCACAUUGUUCUCACUGUGCAUAUUUUGUGGCAAAUCUGGAAGGCUAGGAAUGACAAGCUUUUCAACAAUAUUAGUAGAGAUCCAAUGGCGGUUGUUAACAAGGCAGCCUGCAAAGCUGGAUGGGGCAUUGUGGCAAGGGAUAGGAAUGGGAUGCUGGUAGGAGCCUGGGCAUGUCCAGCUACAAAUUGUGCAGAAGCACAAGUUGAGGAAGCUUUGGCGAUUAGGGAGGCAAUGGUGGUAGCUAAACGUAAAGGGUGGAGGAUGGUGGAAUUUGAAUCAAAUUGUAAGAUGGUAGUCGACAAAAUCAAUGCACAGGAGGAGGAGAUUAGCAUAGCUACUAUACUGGUAGACAUAUGGCGGUUAAAAACUGAAUUUUAUAAAUAUUGUUUUUCCUUCACUAGGAGGUCUAACAACUCUGUUAGUCACCACAUAGCAAAGUAUGCUAUAGGCUUGGUAGAUGUAGCUGAAUGGAAGUGUGACUUCCCAGCAUGGCUGCUAGAGCUAGCUCAAGCAGAUUUGGAGGAGCGAAGGCUCUAA
Molecule: messenger RNA, 1341 nt
Organism: Coffea arabica (coffee)
Lineage: Eukaryota; Viridiplantae; Streptophyta; Magnoliopsida; Gentianales; Rubiaceae
Source: RefSeq, a predicted model, not a curated record